AUGGCGCGAAAAGCGCUGCAGACCGACCAGAUCGUCAAGCUCAUCGUCGGCGCCGGCCAGGCCUCGCCUUCACCCCCCGUCGGGCCAGCAUUGGGCAGCAAAGGCGUCAAGUCCAUGGACUUUUGCAAGGAAUUCAACGCCCGCACCGCAAACUACAUCACCGGCACCCCGAUUCCCGCCCGCGUCACCGUCCGCCCCGACCGCUCCUUCACCUUCGAAAUCCGCACCCCGCCCACAGCCUCCCUCCUCCUCUCCGCCGCAGGCGUGGCACCGAUCAAGAACAAGCUCAAAGGCGCGGGCAACACAUCCGGACCGAAUUCCAAGGCGGGCACUGAGGCAAAGGGCAAGGCGUCGUUCAAUGCGGGCGCGGCCCCGGGGAAUGCGGGUUUGGGCAGCGUGGGCACCGUCAGUUUGAAGCAUGUGUAUGAGAUUGCGAGGAUUAAGCAGAGCGAGUCGCGGCUCUCGGGCAUUUCGUUGGAGGGCAUGGUGAAGACGGUGAUUGCGCAGGCGGGGAGUAUGGGGGUGGUUGUGGUGCCGUGA
This is a messenger RNA of Neohortaea acidophila, 540 nucleotides long. RefSeq names its product ribosomal protein L11, N-terminal domain-containing protein. Lineage: Eukaryota; Fungi; Ascomycota; Dothideomycetes; Mycosphaerellales; Teratosphaeriaceae. The record is from RefSeq and is a predicted model, not a curated record. Gene Ontology annotation, molecular function: structural constituent of ribosome; large ribosomal subunit rRNA binding. The coding region runs from base 1 to 540 and encodes 179 amino acids. Gene Ontology annotation, biological process: translation. Gene Ontology annotation, cellular component: ribosome; mitochondrial large ribosomal subunit. The transcript is spliced from 2 exons.